Molecule: messenger RNA, 810 nt
Organism: Hyalella azteca
Lineage: Eukaryota; Metazoa; Arthropoda; Malacostraca; Amphipoda; Hyalellidae
Exons: 3
Coding region: 64-720 (218 amino acids)
Cellular component (GO): extracellular region
Molecular function (GO): chitin binding
Source: RefSeq, a predicted model, not a curated record
AUGAUUUCUGAGUACCUUUAUCCACUCGCCUCUAGUCAGUAACGAUUAGAUCUAGUACGAGUCAUGUUCAGGUUUGUUGUGUGCAGCUACUUCAUCAUUUUGAGCCUUCCCGUGGCGCUGAGCCAGAAGUCCAAAUGCGCGCCUACGUGUAGCGGCGUGACCGAGUCCGGCACUCUGGUGCCAGACCCCAGCAACUGCCUCGGCUACUACACCUGCGUGGACGUCUUCGGAGACGGUAAUUUUGUGCUCUCGUCCCGAGAAGUGUGCCCAGACGGCUACUUCUUUAACACCUUCCAGAAUCCUGCCCACUGCUCCCUCAUCUCCGACGCUCAUGUCGAUUACUGCACGGGCUUCUGCAACCCCUGCGAGAUUCAGUGCUCUGUAGCUGGCACCCUAAGACCUGACCCAAAUUCUUGCACGACAUAUUACCUUUGUUUAGUCGGAGGAGGUCAUCAGAAAUUUGAAUGCGAUGCCGGCACUUACUUCGAUUAUAUUGCUGAAACUUGCAUCUCAUCUACUGGAAACUGCUACCCAUACUGUGACGAAUGUAACCCGUACUGUGUCGAACCAGGUAACAUUGUCGAUCCCUACGAUUGUCACAGUUUCUAUUCAUGUGAUCCACCCUUCAUUACGCAGUUCACUUGCCCAAAUGGCGAAGUAUUUAACGCUGACACUGGUUCUUGUAAUGCUGCAGAAUGUGUCAUUCAAUGCAGGCCAUAAUGUUUCAAAUAACCUUGGGAAAUCGGCAUCAAACUCAACGGUAAAUAAUUUGAGGAAUUAUCUCUGACCACAAUACAUCAGAAACUUUGA